CUCGCUCGAGCUGCUCACUGGCGCCCCCUCUGUUCACUUCGGCAGCUCCCUAGCUGCGCUAAAGGCCGAGUGACGCCAGUCCGCUCAGUGGCUCUCCGCUGCGUGUAACACGGGCGCUUUGACCCCCGACGAAAUGCUCGGUGGAUACGACGUUUAUCUGCUUCUCGGCACGCUCGUGGUGCUCACCGCCUGGGUUUUGUUCAUAGUGCUGAAGAACGUGCUCGGUAACCGAAGCCCGGGACACGGAGAUGGAGAGCCGGUGGCCACCAAGGGCGACGCAGCGGCCGACAUGAGCUUCUUCAGAGACGGCAACGCAACAGAUGAACCCCAGGAAGAUAACAGCAAGCCAUCUGAGCCCACCGAGCGCCCGUGCAGCCAGGAUGUGAACCAGGAGGGACUGCACCACCCCUGCAGUGACCCCAACACCGAGCCUCUACUGCCCAGUGCUAAAGUCCGCCACGUCUUUGCUGGCUCUGAUGAGCGCGAAUGUUUCAUACUGCCCACCGCAAAUCACUUAGUGUCGAAGGAAAUCGGCGACGGGGCCUGGAAGAAGAGCGCCAACGCGGACUCGGGUGUCAAGGCCGCCUGGGACGGUGGCAGCGAGAAAACCGAGAUCAGCAUAAUGGAGGCCACCAUGAAUGACAACGAAUGGCUGAAGGCACAGGACGCCUGCGACGCUCACCUGGAGAACAAGGUGGCGGUAGAGAGUGCCACUGCUGCCACCACCGCUGCCACCGCCUCGUGUGACCCCGAGACGGAUCACUUGGCAAAGAAAGUGGCGGCCGUUUCGCCCAUGCAGCAGAACGUCGGGGUCACCUUCCGAGUGCAUUACAUCACCCACCUGCCAUCCCAGCUGAUCGCCGUCACUGGAAACAGUAAAGAACUGGGCAACUGGGAGAGCUACGUGCCCCUGAAGCAGGAGAAGGACGGCUUUUGGAGCGACUGCGUGGCACUGCUGCCAGAAGGCCAAGUGGAGUGGAAGUUCAUCGUGGUGGAGGACGGGAAGGUCGGGCGCUGGGAGGAAUGUCACAACAGGAGUUUGGAGACCGGCCACGAUGACCUCUACGUGCACAAGUGGUGGGGCUACCACUGAGCGGACCUCCGCCUGGGACUCGCAUGCACGCACUGCACUGCACUGAACUGUGGCUUCUUUAAUAGCUGGGGGGGGGGGGAUUGUUAAGCAACACGGUCAAGUCUUUAAAUUUGGGUUCCUAAACCACUGCGUCACUUCUCACGACAACGCAAAAUGUGCAAACAGCCUGGCUGCUCUCGCCUGCUCCUCUGUGUAUUAAAUUAUUAAAUCAGCUCUGUGCCAGUGCUACUCCAGCUUUGGGUGACGCUCUGACAUCCGAGGGUUGGGCUUGGGUGGGAGGCUCACGGUUCAGUUUGCGAUUCGCCACCAUAGUGAGGCCUGAAUGAAUGGCCCCACGCCUGCCCACCCGCCAUCGUUUCGUCAUCUCCGGGGUUCUUGUGCCACGCCGUCCAGCGGUGGUUUGUCGGGUGUGCUUCUCAAUAAAGCCAGUGUGGCUGAUCAUGGGACACUCAUUCAAA
Molecule: messenger RNA, 1551 nt
Organism: Erpetoichthys calabaricus (reedfish)
Lineage: Eukaryota; Metazoa; Chordata; Cladistia; Polypteriformes; Polypteridae
Gene: stbd1
Product: starch binding domain 1
Exons: 2
Coding region: 134-1093 (319 amino acids)
Cellular component (GO): membrane
Molecular function (GO): starch binding
Source: RefSeq, a predicted model, not a curated record